This is a messenger RNA of Dendronephthya gigantea, 2715 nucleotides long. Its product is annotated as fibroblast growth factor receptor 1-like. The coding region runs from base 114 to 2354 and encodes 746 amino acids. Gene Ontology annotation, molecular function: ATP binding; transmembrane receptor protein tyrosine kinase activity. Gene Ontology annotation, biological process: protein phosphorylation; cell surface receptor protein tyrosine kinase signaling pathway; positive regulation of kinase activity. NCBI's taxonomy places the organism in Eukaryota, Metazoa, Cnidaria, Anthozoa, Malacalcyonacea, Nephtheidae. The record is from RefSeq and is a predicted model, not a curated record. Gene Ontology annotation, cellular component: signaling receptor complex. The transcript has 16 exons.
GCUUCUGCGAAUGGAUAUUUCAAAGAAUUGGUGGACAUAUAACCGUUGCUGUUGGUAUUUUUUAACAAAUUGCAUGAUUCCAUACAAGAGAAGAAGACGGCAACUUGGUCAUAAUGCAGUUUAAAGUUUUUUGCUACUUCGUCUUAGGCUACAGCUUUUCCCAGGUCUCGCCGCGGAUAUUCAAAAAUGGUGGCGCUGAAAAACUUUUGAAUGCUAAAAUGCGAACAGUACUUUGUAAACCAGGACAAGAAGCAAGACUCACUUGGAUCUUUCAAACUAACAAGAAAAUAUCAUUUUACGGGAUUGUAUGGACCAUUUACGAUCGAAUACAUAAAAAUUAUACGAAAUUGGUUUGGAUUAACAAACACGAAAAGGUGUAUCGACAUUUCCACACUAAAGGACGGUCUGAUUUUGACGUGAAUGUCGCAACCAAAACAAUAAAUACAACAAAAGUACAACUGACAAUUAUUAUUCCAAAUGUUCAGGACAUACAUGAAAAUAAAUAUGUCUGUCAUGUUAUAAGAUCUAAAAUUGGACCCAGUCAGAUUGAACUGAAAGUUGAAGACCUUCCUCUGUCAUCGACCACUACUACUUCACCGAACUUUAGGUCACCACAAAUUUCGUCACCAGAUGACUUUCGAAUUGCAUUUUCAAAUUGGAAAUUAAAUGGUAAAAUUACAACUUUAUUGGGAGAUGGCAACACAACUAUUGUAUUGGAAAAUUCUAAAGUUACUUUGACGUGUUCUGUUGCUCACCUUGUGCGUUUGGCUUGGUUUAAAGAUAAUGUUCACCAGUUGGUACCAUUUAAAGGAAAUAAUGUCAGUUUUACAAAAACGUUUUCUAAAGAAGAUGAGGGGAAAUAUGAAUGUGUUGGCAGAACACACGAGACUGAAAUAACAAAAACAAUUACGAUCUACGUACGAAGUAGAAGUCUAGAAACACCUACAAAAAUUCACUAUGGUUCUCCCGUCACCAGAGUAAGUUACUCAUUUUCCACGACGCGACAUAUACCGCAACCGCUUCACCUGGAUUUACGAACGUCUUCUCAUUUAAACAUCAAACAAUCAAUUAUUGUUGUCACCUCUUCAGUUGGGUUGGUCCCUGUGGUUGUAGCGGCAAUAUUGCUGUACAGAAGACGACGGAGAUGUAUGGAAACUAAAAGAAAUGUCAAGACUUCAGUUCAAAAUACAGAUAUGGAGCCAAUUAUAUCACCAGAGAGCAAUCACUUUAACACAAGUGGAGAAUCAACCGUGUUUUACAAAAGAGACAGUCUCGAUGAUGGAAUCACGACAAUUACGUUUGGCGAUGGAUUACUUUUACCAGAAAGUACAGUGCGUUUCUCUCGUGUUCAACAGCGAUCAGACAAUCUUAUCUUGAGAAAUGGUGAAUCGUAUGAAAUUGAUCCUGGUUUACUUCAAGACAUGGUGUUAAUUGGGGAAGGUGCAUUUGGAAUCGUCGCCAAGGCAACAUUACUGAAAGAAAAAAAUGGCCGGGAAAGAAAAACUGUUGCCGUAAAAAUGUUGAAAGAAAUUGCCUCACCAGAAGACAAACAAGAUUUAAUAUCAGAGUUAAAAAUAAUGAGAGACCUUGAACCACACAAGAAUGUCGUAGGCUUGAUUGGAUACGUCACAAAACCAGGUCAGUUGUGUGUGGUGAUCGAAUAUGUUGCUGGUGGGGAUCUUCUGGGUUUCUUACGUAAAACUCGUGGUUUGGUUGACACUAUUUACGUUGUACCAAAUCACAUUCAACAAUCACAUUUAUCCCAAUGUCAGUUGCUAGAGAUGGCGUGUAAUGUUGCCAGCGGAAUGGCUCAUCUAUCUCGUAAUCAUGUUAUCCAUCGCGAUUUGGCCGCCAGAAAUGUUUUGGUUGGAGCAAACCUAGCAUGUAAGAUCACAGACUUUGGAAUGGCAAGAGAUGCUAAGUCAAGCAAUUAUUAUAGAAAAAAGAGUAGGGGUCGAAUCCCAUUAAAAUGGACGGCCAUUGAAGCUCUUGUGGAUGAAAAAUACACCACCGAGAGUGAUAUAUGGAGCUUUGGAAUACUCCUGUACGAAAUUGUAACAAUGGGGGGCAAACCCUACCCAGGUUUGGGAGCAAGUGGAGUGAUUCGGCGAUUAAAAAGUGGUUGGCGGAUGCCGAAACCAGCGCACGUCGAUUCUAAAUUAUACCAAAUCAUGUUAAAUUGCUGGUCGAAGGACCCUGGUAACAGACCGUCAUUUUCUGUCCUUGAAAGAACACUUGCUUCGUUUAGCAGAGACGCCAGUGAUUAUAUCAAUAUUUCGGAUUAUGAUGGCAAUUUAUACCUCGAUACAGAAGGAAAUAAUUCAUUGCAAUCUGACAGUCAGAUUGACGUGUAGCAAAGACAUUAGAAUUACAACAAUACGAUAAAAAGUUGGGGAAUUUUCUUGAAACAAGACGCCUGCUCUGGCUUUAACCCCGACGCACCGCGCAUGUGCCAGUCUUCCCAACACAAAGUUUCUGAACAUAAACGCUACAGUUCAUAUUCAUUUAGCGCUGCGAACCUAAAUGUUGUUCGAUAUUCAGAGACAGCACAUCGUAUUCUAAAAAGUACAGAAGUUCAAAAAUGUAAAUAAACCAUGUUUGCAUACAAUCAUGAUCGUGCUUAUAUUAAAAACUUUUGUUCAUAUGAUAACCUUCUAGUUUAUAUUAGCGUUUGAAUGCGGACAUGAUCGUGCGUAUAUUAUUAUCAUAUGAUAG